Messenger RNA from Pipistrellus kuhlii (Kuhl's pipistrelle), 2121 nucleotides. It is a transcript of the gene OSR1, whose product is annotated as odd-skipped related transcription factor 1. The transcript is spliced from 3 exons. Gene Ontology annotation, biological process: regulation of transcription by RNA polymerase II; embryo development; urogenital system development. The record is from RefSeq and is a predicted model, not a curated record. Lineage: Eukaryota; Metazoa; Chordata; Mammalia; Chiroptera; Vespertilionidae. Bases 363 to 1163 code for a protein of 266 amino acids. Gene Ontology annotation, cellular component: nucleus. Gene Ontology annotation, molecular function: DNA-binding transcription factor activity, RNA polymerase II-specific; RNA polymerase II transcription regulatory region sequence-specific DNA binding.
AGUAGGCGGCUCGGUGCACAGGGAUGAGUGAGUCUGAGCUCGGUUUCUCCCCAGAGCGUUCCCAGCCUUGACCGGUUCAGACCCGACCGACCCGGGAGCCGGGAGCCGGGAGCCGGGAGCCGGCAGCCCCGAGCCGGACUCGCCAUCCCCGGCGGCGGCUGAGCGCUCCCCGCGCGCCGGGCGCUCCGAGUCCCCGCACCGGAGAGGGGCCAGGGCUCUGGAGCUCGGGGUGCCUGUGGGAUCCAGUGCUUCUGGCUUCCCGGGUCCCCCGCAGCGGGAGCCCCGACACGCGCUCGCUGAGCCCGGGACGGGACCGCCGCGGACCCAGAGACCCAGAUUGAGAAGCCGCAGAAACGACCAUCAUGGGCAGCAAAACCUUGCCCGCACCAGUGCCCAUCCACCCCUCCCUGCAGCUCACCAACUACUCCUUCCUCCAGGCAGUGAACGGCCUGCCCACCGUGCCCUCGGACCACCUGCCCAACCUGUACGGCUUCAGCGCGCUGCAUGCCGUGCACCUGCACCAGUGGACGCUGGGCUACCCAGCCAUGCACCUGCCGCGCUCCUCUUUCUCCAAGGUGCCAGGAGCCGUGUCCAACCUGGUAGACGCACGCUUCCAGCUGCCUGCCUUCCCCUGGUUCCCCCACGUCAUCCAGCCCAAGCCAGAGAUCACCGCUGCAGGCGGCCCCGUGGCGCUCAAGACCAAGCCUCGCUUUGAUUUUGCCAACCUGGCCUUGGCUGCCACUCAGGAAGAUCCGUCCAAGCUCGGCCGUGGGGAGGGUCCCGGCUCCCCCGCUGGCGGGCUGGGCGCCCUCCUGGAUGUGACCAAGCUGUCCCCAGAGAAGAAGCCCACGAGAGGACGCCUGCCCUCCAAGACCAAGAAGGAGUUUGUCUGCAAGUUCUGUGGCCGCCACUUCACCAAGUCCUACAACCUGCUAAUCCAUGAGCGGACGCACACGGAUGAGCGGCCCUACACCUGUGACAUCUGCCACAAAGCCUUCCGGAGGCAGGACCACCUAAGAGACCACAGAUACAUCCACUCCAAAGAGAAGCCUUUCAAGUGUCAAGAGUGCGGCAAAGGCUUCUGCCAGUCCAGGACUCUCGCUGUCCACAAGACGCUGCACUCACAGGCGAAGGAGCUCAAAACCUCCAAGAUCAAAUGCUAAGCGAGCCUCCUGCUGGCCCGGACCCUGGGCCCCGCCGCCUCCUCCUCCAGAGGGACCAGAAGCCUGAAGGCGACUAGCGGACCGCCCACGGGAGGGGCUCCGGACCUUCCAGGGCCCCAACCACGUCCCUGGGGCGCCGCCGCCUGCAGAACUCCAGAGCCAGGGCGGCUCCCCCAGGACGCGGCUGAACUCUUGGCCAAAAAGGCGGCACUCACGUGGCGGAAAGGAAACUACAUUUUUAAAAUAUAUAUAUAAGAAGAACGAAAGCUCCGCGGAGCCGCAGCAGCGCCUCCCCCAGAAGUAUUACUUUUUCUAUGGUUAUUUUAUACGUUUUCUUCAUUAUUUUUUUUUCUUUGACCAUAUAAGCUUGUAACUCUGACUGCGGAGAAAGAGGGGGAGAGGAACAGAAGUUCUGAGCGCUCGGAGCUUCCAGAACUCUCUCCCGCCCCAUCCCCACCCGGGAGCCCGCAAAAGUGUAACCCGUGUAUCUGCUUCAGCCGCAGGCAGCCCGGCCCGGCUCGGCCCGGCCCGGCCCGUCGCGGGCUCCCAGCGCCCGCUCAUAGUUCCCGGCUCCCAGCGCCCGCUCCCAGUUCCCCGUUCCCAGGUUCCCCGUUCCCCGCUCCCGGCUCCCCGCUCCCAGUUCCCCGGCUCCCCGUUCCCCGCUCCCCAUCCCUGCUCCCGGCUCCCCGAUCCCCGAUCCCCGAUCCCCGCUCCGGCCGCGCUGCGGGCCACGGGCUCCGGGACCGGCCUGCGGGCUGGGGCCGCGGGCGCUGGGCUGGAGGGGCCCGGCCUGGGGCUGCCCCGCUCCGCCGCCGCCUCCGCCUCCGCCUCCGGGAUCGAGCCGCGGGCUAGGACAUGGGCGUUGUAUUGCGAUUGGCACUUUACGCUGACCAUCGGUAACGGACAUUUAUCACUGGAGUUUUUAAAAAUAUGAAAUAAACGGUUAUUUUACAGGCAA